GCAGUGCGCAGGCGCGCACCUGUGAGGCGCAGGGGCUCCGGGAGCCCCGCCUCUCCCGGCCGCUCCCACCUCCCUUGUCUCUCCACCCGCAGGCUCCGCCUCGCCUCCUCCCAGCUGACGCCCCGUGGCUCGGCCGGCGGACGGCGUGUUGCUGCGUCAUCGCCAGUGGCCGGUUUGAAUGAGGCUCUCGUCGCACCGUGUCUGCCGCCACCACCGCGCCUCCGCCUCGGCCGCCGCCACAGCUUCUUCGCGGCCCCUUCCUUUCGCCGCCCUUGCCAGGCCCAGCCUUCCUGCGCCGCCUCCUAGCGCGCCCUGCCAUGCCGCUCUACUCAGUUACUGUGAAAUGGGGAAAGGAGAAAUUUGAAGGUGUAGAAUUGAAUACUGAUGAACCUCCGAUGGUGUUCAAGGCUCAGCUUUUUGCACUGACUGGAGUCCAGCCGGCCAGACAGAAGGUUAUGGUGAAAGGAGGAACAUUGAAGGAUGAUGAUUGGGGAAACAUCAAAAUAAAAAAUGGAAUGACUUUACUAAUGAUGGGGUCAGCAGAUGCUCUUCCUGAGGAACCCUCAGCUAAAACUGUCUUUGUAGAAGACAUGACAGAAGAACAGUUAGCAUCUGCUAUGGAAUUACCAUGUGGAUUGACAAACCUUGGUAACACCUGUUACAUGAAUGCUACAGUCCAGUGUAUUCGUUCUGUACCUGAACUCAAAGAUGCCCUUAAAAGGUAUGCAGGUGCCUUGAGAGCUUCAGGGGAAAUGGCUUCAGCACAGUAUAUUACUGCAGCCCUUAGAGAUUUGUUUGAUUCCAUGGAUAAAACUUCUUCUAGUAUUCCACCUAUUAUUCUACUGCAGUUUUUGCACAUGGCUUUUCCACAGUUUGCAGAGAAGGGCGAACAAGGACAAUAUCUUCAACAGGAUGCUAACGAAUGUUGGAUACAAAUGAUGCGAGUAUUGCAACAGAAAUUAGAAGCUAUGGAGGAUGAUACUGUUAAAGAGACAGAUUCUUCACCUGCACCAGCAGUGACACCUUCUAAAAAGAAAAGUUUAAUUGAUCAGUUCUUCGGAGUUGAAUUUGAAACUACCAUGAAAUGUACAGAAUCUGAAGAAGAAGAAGUCAGUAAAGGAAAGGAAAGUCAGCUUCAGCUUAGCUGUUUUAUCAAUCAAGAAGUCAAGUAUCUUUUUACAGGACUUAAGUUGCGACUUCAGGAAGAAAUCACCAAACAGUCUCCAACAUUGCAAAGAAAUGCUUUGUACAUCAAAUCUUCCAAGAUCAGCCGGUUGCCUGCUUACUUGACUAUUCAGAUGGUUCGAUUUUUUUAUAAAGAGAAGGAAUCUGUGAAUGCCAAAGUUCUUAAGGAUGUUAAAUUUCCUCUUAUGUUGGAUGUGUACGAACUAUGUACACCAGAACUUCAAGAGAAAAUGAUUUCUUUUCGAUCAAAAUUCAAGGAUCUGGAAGAUAAAAAAGUAAAUCAGCAGCCAAAGACAAGUGACAAAAAGAGUAGUCCCCCAAAAGAAGUUAAGUAUGAACCCUUUUCUUUUGCUGAUGACAUUGGCUCCAAUAAUUGUGGAUACUAUGACUUACAAGCAGUGCUAACACAUCAGGGAAGAUCUAGCUCUUCAGGUCAUUAUGUAUCCUGGGUGAAAAGGAAACAAGAUGAAUGGAUUAAGUUUGACGAUGAUAAGGUCAGCAUCGUGACACCAGAGGAUAUCUUGAGGCUUUCUGGUGGUGGAGACUGGCAUAUAGCUUAUGUUCUACUCUAUGGGCCUCGCAGAAUUGAAAUAAUGGAAGAGGAAAGUGAACAGUAAUCUUCAUUUUAGAUAUUUAUGCUUAGGUGUGAAAUAAAUGUUGUUUGUUGAUCAUUUCUAUAACCCAGAGCUUUAAAGGAAGAUUUUUAGGUGGUUUUACAUGUUUCCCCUCAUGUGGAAUAAAAGAGGGCAGAAGCAGACCACUCUGUUACUGACCUAAAAAAUAACAGAAAAGAGAAAAUUGCCUUUGGACUGUGCUGCCCUAUAUAAAGGUGACAGGAAGACAUUUUUAAAAAGCUUAUUUCUUGGAUUUUUAAAAAUUAUGAGUUGAAAUGCCUUUCAACCAUUACCUUCUGUGAUAAUUUUUCUUCCUGUCUUUUUCAGCCCAAGAUUCAGCAAUCAGAUGUUUAUUGCACACCUAUUACUCUUCUUUGUUGUUUUUGCAUGGUUCAAACCACCAGUGAUUCAGUAGCUGCCCAUCCUUUGCAUUAUCUAACAAAAAUUUUGCCAGGACGGUGGAAAGGAAGUUAAGUGUUGAUCUCAUUGUGUAACUCAGUGCUGCUGUCCCCAUCCCAUGGAAACAUGGGUACAAUCAAGUAUUUGUCCAGCCUGACUGUUGCUGGCUUUUCAUGACUUUAAAAUAAAUUGUGAUCAAUAAUAGUACAUUUGAUUAUACAUUUAUUACUGUGUCUCUGAUGUACUACGUUUGUACAUUUAACUUUGCAAUGGUUUUGUAGUAAUCAACCUUAAAAAUAAUGUUGACAAGCUCUGGUUGCUUAUUUUUAGACAAUUAGGAUAUUUAAUUUAAAAAAAAAAAAAACAAAGAGGGACUAACAGCGUUUGACCUCAAGUCUUUUUGUCUGUUGAGUGUUGGAGCUUGGCUGAAGUUCAGAUAUGUUUACUACUAUUACAGUUUCUGCAGAUGGUUAGUUUAACUAUGCUCUUAAGCAUCCAUUUAAAAAUACUGUCUUCUUCACCUGCUAGCAUAAUAUUGUUUAAAAAGGAAUAGAGUUGUAAAAGUCAUGGAGUUCUUUGGAUGCUGAAUGCAACCAUGUUAUCAGAUCUGUUCCUUGGCUCAAUUGGGUGUUUAUUUCUACUCCCCUGUCAACUCCCAAAUUCUUAAUGUCUGUCAAAAUUUAAUACCAAUGAUUUUUAAAGUGAUGGUAGAAAUACCAGAGUAUGAGAUACUUCAAUAUAUGGUAUGUUUCUUCCAUUUUAAUACACUCUAGUCAAUUCAUUUUUGUUUUAGGAGCCUUGCUUGGUUGUGAAAGGAUAGAAUAUCAGCUGACUUAUCUGAUUUCCUUUGAGUUAGAUAUUUAUAAUAAAGUUUGGGGGAUUAUCGUGAAAUCUCAUCUUUGCUUAUGCUGUUUUAAUGCUCUGCAGAGCAUAGUAGUGAUAACUAUUAGAUUCUUAGAGAAUAAUGGCCAUUUCCUCUCAAGUUUGAACAAUGUAAUAUAAUCUAAGAACACUAGGGGAUAAAAUAAGCAUUUCAGGAAAAUUUAUUUGUAAAUAGCUUCUUCAGCUAAGCUUUAAUAAUUGGCAAUCAGUACUGCUUUUGCCUUGGAGGGGGUGUAGAAUAGAAUAGGGAGGAUGAGACCAUAAGAAUUGUAAUGAUUCUUCUAUAUAUUGGUGUGAUGCUUGUAAAUUUGUGAAGUUUUUUUAUUCACUAUCUUAUUUUGUUCUGAACAAUUUUGAGGACACCAAUUUAGGAAUUAGAAUUCAGAUUUUACGAUUUUGGAGGAUGCUGUAGCUACUAGAUCAGGUAGGCUUAGAACGAAGUAUAGAAGCCUCGUAUGGAAUUAGCAUUUUAAAUUAUAAUUCCUUAAUUGUCAUUAUAAAACACUUCGUUUUAUUUGAUCCAGGAAAGCAUUAUAAAGUAUAAGAAAUUGGACUUAUACUAGUGUUGUUUUAAACUAUUAAUUUAAGGCUAUUUUAGAAUUCAGCCUUUCAUGUAAGAUCUUUGAAAAGAGAAUAAGAAAGAAAAUGUCUUGAUUGAUUCCUGAGAGUGCCUUAUGUGCUGUGCCCCUCGCACUGAGGCCCUUUUGAUAUUAGGGCUGUGCUGGAUCACUGUUGGACUAGCAAGUGAGGUGAAGCCCCAGCAAGAAUAUUUUUAGUGACAGGCACUUAGCCCUCCUUCCAGAUUCAAAACAACGACCGUAGCACCCUAAAGGGUAACUUACAUGGGAAUGGAAACUGUCUCCAGCCAUGACUACACAGUGCUUCGCCGUUUGUAGGAUGCUUUCACAUACAUCUCAUUUGAACUUCACAACAAUCCCUGAGGUAUGUAUCCCUAUUUUAAUGACUUGAGAGCUUAAAAUAAGUUCUGUAAGGCUAAAAUAACUACGUUUUAGACUUCACCCCAUUUCUUUUAAAGUUGGGGGUUGGAGAAUAUUUUCUGCCAUGGGCCAGGUAUUUUAAAAAAUAUGUUUUAAGCUUUGCAGGCCAUAAGUCUUUGUUGCAACUAUGUAACUUUGCUGUUGUAGCAUGAAAGGAGCCAUAGACAGUACUUAAAGAAUCAGCAUGGCUGUGUACCAUUAAAAUUUUACUUAUAAAAAGAGGUGACAAAUGGACCAUUUGUUUGCUGAUCCUCUGAUCCUCUGCUUUAAAGCCUAGAUGAUGAGACUAGAGCAGUUCAUAUGGUUUCAGAAAGUAUUACUGUGGGAUGUUCAGGAUAGCAAGUUAAAUUCUGUAACUACUAAUGCAAUGCAGGAAACCAUUUUGGCAUAGUGUAUCUUAGGAAACACCAUGCCCCUAAAUAUUGCUUACGGACUUUAUUAUAAAUGUUUAAUUAAAAAUAUUAUGUGACCUUGAGGUCACUUUACUUUGGCCAUUUCCCCAACCUACCCCCUUGUCCCCCAAGACCCUGAGGUCAGUCAUCAAGAGCCACCGUGCAUUCUGUUGUUCUUGGAGCACCAGCCAACUGUACAACUGUUAUACAAAUGUUUAUUGUUUACCAAAACCAGUGGACCUCUUAUCAAAUGCUGCUUGGUAACAAAAGCUUAUCACAGUUUU
Molecule: messenger RNA, 4754 nt
Organism: Kogia breviceps (pygmy sperm whale)
Lineage: Eukaryota; Metazoa; Chordata; Mammalia; Artiodactyla; Physeteridae
Gene: USP14
Product: ubiquitin specific peptidase 14
Biological process (GO): proteasome-mediated ubiquitin-dependent protein catabolic process; protein deubiquitination; regulation of proteasomal protein catabolic process
Molecular function (GO): proteasome binding; protein binding; cysteine-type deubiquitinase activity
Source: RefSeq, a predicted model, not a curated record